AUGGGGCCAGCAACUGGGGCGGCUGAGAGCGAAGAGUCGCUGCAGGAGUUGCGUGUUGAUGGCGAUGGACACCAGGAGACUGGCGGGGAGCCAGAACCUCCUCGUAACUGCAAGAAAUGUAACUACUACAAGAAAGGCUCAGUUGCCCUCACAGCCAUGGUCUUAGUUCUCACCGGUGCUGCUGUUGUCCUGGCAGUGUUGUUAUCUGGGCGUUCUUCAGCUGCUCUGGGCCCUGCGUGCCCGGACGGCUGGAUCGGGUACCGAGGGAAAUGCUACUAUUUCUCUGAGGCCGAAGGAAACUGGAACAACAGCCAGAGCCAGUGCUCCUCCCUCAGUGCCUCCCUGGCUGCGAUCGACACCCUGCAGAACCUGGCUUUUGUGCUGCGCUAUAAAGGCAAACUCGACCGCUGGGUCGGCCUCCGGAAGGACCCGGGGCAGCCCUGGAAAUGGGUCAACGGCACCGAAUUCAACCACCUAAGCCCUGUGAGAGGAGGAGGUGACUGUGCGUAUCUGACUGAUCAGGGUGGGGUCAGCAGCUUGCGAUGCACCAGUGAGAGAUACUGGAUCUGCAACAAACGUGAUGCUUUUACAGAGGCAAAGGAGGCUGCCACGGAAAGGGGAUCAUAA
This is a messenger RNA of Mauremys mutica (yellowpond turtle), 627 nucleotides long. Its product is annotated as C-type lectin domain family 2 member D-like. Lineage: Eukaryota; Metazoa; Chordata; Testudines; Geoemydidae. The transcript is spliced from 6 exons. Bases 1 to 627 code for a protein of 208 amino acids. The record is from RefSeq and is a predicted model, not a curated record.